Messenger RNA from Cryptomeria japonica (Japanese cedar), 1535 nucleotides. RefSeq lists its product as uncharacterized. Gene Ontology annotation, molecular function: protein binding. The transcript has 6 exons. Lineage: Eukaryota; Viridiplantae; Streptophyta; Pinopsida; Cupressales; Cupressaceae. Gene Ontology annotation, biological process: proteasome regulatory particle assembly. The record is from RefSeq and is a predicted model, not a curated record. The coding region runs from base 212 to 904 and encodes 230 amino acids. Gene Ontology annotation, cellular component: nucleus; cytoplasm.
AUGAUUGAUUGAAGAAAAACAGAAAAUAGCAACCAAGGGAUGCAAUACUAACCUUGAAGAAAAACAGAAAACUCUGGCUCACGGCGAAUUAGUUUUAACGCGGAUAAGUUGAGGCCUCCUUAAUUGUCCAGUAAAAUUGAGCUUAGACCGCCAUUAUAAUACCCAUUGGAGCAUUGCUUCACGCUGUCUGUGGACUCUUGAAGAGGCGAGAAUGGUGGGAGCAAAUGUAAAGGCAGAGACGAAAGACCUUAUUGACAGGAGGAGUGGCAUUGAACAAGAGAUGAAUGUAAUUAUUGCUCGGUUGUGCGCGGGGCCCAAUGGACCUGGUCUCACUGGAAACCUCGUCGACUCUCAUGGAUUUCCACAGGCUGAUAUUGAUAUUCCAGCUGUUCGUUCCGACCGAAAUCGUCUUGCUAUGCUGCGUAAUGAUCAUAAGGAUAUCACAGAAAAAAUAGAGCAAAACCUCCACAUCCUUCUUUCAGGUGGUCUUGUUCAGGAUCAUCAAACUCUACCACAGAAAAGAUCAGCUGAAGGGGAAGAGUUAGGGAUCCAAAUUUCAUCUGGAUCGAACAGCAUCAGCUCCAUCUCUUUGCCUACUACUUCAGAAGUUUCAUCCAUGGAUGAAGAUGCAAUUCCAAAAUUUCCAUUUGCCGUUGUUGAUGAAUUAUUUGAUGGGUCUCCAGCAGCAUUAGAUGGACUUCAACUAGGAGAUCAGAUUCUGAAAUUUGGUAUGGUGGAGGGUGGUGACAAUUUAGUUCCAAGGCUUGCAAGGGAAGGUCAAACCAACCAAGGCCGUGCAAUUCCUGUAAUAGUUAUGAGACGAGGAGUGAAAGUGCAUCUAAAUGUGACACCACGUGCUUGGUCAGGUCGAGGACUUCUUGGGUGCCAUCUUCAAAGUCUAUGACCAUGGGGAACCACCUAAUAUUAUCCUGUGAAGUAUUCUCCUUGCAUAUAUCAUAUAUAUGAUUGUUUGAUCUGUCACAGCAUACAAAAACAUAAACGACUUGUUUUUUAAUGUGACCAAUUAGAUUUUCCAAGUGUUUAAAUAUGCAGAAGAGUUUACAAGGAUUCAGCGUCGUUGUUUGAGCAUUUUGGCUUGUGUGCAUUCUAGCGCUUCAAAUUUGACAUUUUACAGCAGUUUCAUUAAGUGCAGUAUGCUAUUAUGUAAAUAUGUAAUUACUUUAUUUUUAAAUUGGGUUCUGGUUAGAAAAAAAAGGGUAGAAUGACUAUGUUGCACUCUGGUUUUGUUGACAAAAUGUUUGUUGUCGUAAGUGUAUAGAUAAUGUAUAGGAUUAAAAAAAGGGUGGUUUUUGUAGAAGCAAAGAUAAAAUAGUAAGAAAGAGAAUCAUGUAUGUAGUCCAUUGGGUGUGAAUGAAAGCUGGAAAGUUCAGAAAAGUUAGAUUGUAGCUAGUAGUUUACAACACAAAAUGUUUGCACAUGUACUUUUUGUUAACGGUGGUCAAUGCCCUUUGGGCAGUGAGUGUAAUCUUAAGAAUUUUUGCCUAAACUAAGCUAUUAUCUGAAGUACUUUGUAA